CCUCCCAGACAGCGGGGUGGCUCUUCUAGGCAGGGGACAAACAGGUGCGCGGGCGGGGGUGGGGGGGCGGUGCUUGGGGAUCCUGCGCACUGCACACGCCCCUCCCCCGCAGCUUGGCGUAGCCCGGGCCGGGCGCGAGCAGCUGUAGGAGGAGCUGCCGCCGAGCCCAUAGAGGUAGGUCCAAGGCACCGCGGGAAGCUGCGGUCUGCGCGGGCUGUUGCUGGCCCCGCGUGGAAGAGGCACGGGCGACCCCUGAGUCAUGGAGCCUAGUGACGCGGCGCGCCCCGGCCCCGGGAGAGCUGUUCUGGUGCUGUCGCCGCGGCUGCUGCUGCUGCCACUGUUGCCAGCACUGCUGGGUCGGGGGCUGCGGGCCGGGGCCGCGGCCUCCUCUUCAGGGGCGGCGGCUGAGGACAGCAGCGCCAUGGAGGAGCUCGCCACAGAGAAGGAGGCAGAGGAGAGUCACCGGCAGGACAGCGUGAGCCUGCUCACCUUCAUCCUGCUGCUCACCCUCACUAUCCUCACCAUCUGGCUCUUCAAGCACCGCCGGGUGCGCUUCCUUCACGAGACAGGGCUGGCCAUGAUCUAUGGGCUCAUCGUUGGAGUGAUCCUGAGGUAUGGCAUCCCUGCUACCAGUGGUCAUGACAAAUCACUCAGCUGUACUCAGGAAGACAGAGCCUUUAGCACCUUAUUAGUGAAUGUCAGUGGGAAGUUCUUUGAAUACACUCUGAAAGGCGAAAUCAGCCCUGGCAAGAUCAAUAGUGUGGAGCAGAAUGACAUGCUUCGAAAGGUAACAUUUGAUCCAGAGGUAUUUUUCAACAUUCUGCUGCCUCCAAUUAUUUUCCAUGCUGGAUAUAGUUUAAAGAAGAGACACUUUUUUAGAAAUCUUGGAUCAAUUUUGGCCUAUGCCUUCUUGGGGACUGCUGUUUCCUGCUUCAUUAUUGGAAAUCUUAUGUAUGGAGUAGUGAAACUCAUGAAGAUUGUGGGCCAACUCUCUGAUAAAUUUUACUACACGGAUUGUCUCUUUUUUGGAGCAAUUAUCUCUGCCACUGACCCAGUGACUGUGCUGGCAAUCUUUAAUGAACUGCAUGCAGAUGUGGAUCUUUAUGCUCUUCUGUUUGGAGAAAGUGUCUUGAAUGAUGCUGUUGCCAUUGUACUGUCCUCGUCUAUUGUUGCCUAUCAACCAGCAGGACUAAACACUCAUGCUUUUGAUGCUGCUGCCUUUUUUAAGUCAGUUGGCAUUUUUCUAGGUAUAUUUAGUGGCUCUUUUACCAUGGGAGCUGUAACUGGUGUUGUGACUGCUCUAGUGACCAAGUUUACUAAGCUGCACUGCUUCCCCCUGCUGGAGACAGCGCUUUUUUUCCUGAUGUCCUGGAGCACGUUUCUCUUGGCUGAAGCAUGUGGGUUUACAGGUGUUGUAGCUGUCCUUUUCUGUGGCAUUACACAAGCUCAUUACACAUAUAACAAUCUGUCAGUAGAAUCAAGAAGCCGAAGCAAGCAGCUUUUUGAAGUGUUACACUUCCUGGCAGAGAACUUCAUCUUCUCCUACAUGGGCCUGGCACUGUUCACCUUCCAGAAGCACGUUUUCAGCCUCAUUUUCAUAAUUGGUGCUUUUGUGGCCAUCUUCCUGGGCAGAGCUGCACAUAUCUACCCCCUUUCUUUCUUCCUCAACUUGGGCAGAAGGCAUAAGAUUGGCUGGAAUUUUCAACACAUGAUGAUGUUUUCAGGCCUGAGGGGAGCAAUGGCAUUUGCACUGGCCAUCCGAGACACAGCAUCUUAUGCCCGCCAGAUGAUGUUCACAACUACACUGCUCAUUGUCUUCUUCACUGUCUGGGUCAUCGGUGGAGGCACAACGCCCAUGUUGUCAUGGCUGAAUAUAAGAGUUGGUGUGGAGGAGCUCUCUGAAGAGGACCAGAAUGAGCACUACUGGCAGUACUUCAGGGUUGGUGUUGACCCAGAUCAAGACCCACCACCUAACAAUGACAGCUUUCAAGUCUUACAAGGGGAUGGCCUGGAUUCUGUUGGAGGAAGCCGGACAAAGCAGGAGAGUGCAUGGAUAUUCAGGCUGUGGUACAGCUUUGAUCACAAUUACCUAAAACCUAUUCUCACCCACAGUGGUCCCCCACUAACCACCACUCUCCCAGCUUGGUGUGGCUUGCUAGCUCGAUGUCUGACCAGUCCCCAGGUGUAUGAUAACCAAGAGCCACUGAGAGAAGAUGACUCUGAUUUCAUCUUGACGGAGGGUGACCUUACCUUGACCAACGGAGACAGCACUGUGACAGCAAAUGGCUCCUCAAGCUCCUACACAGCUUCCACAAGUCUUGAGGGUGGUCGGAGAACAAAGAACAGUUCUGAAGAAGUGCUUGAGCGAGACCUGGUAAUGGGAGACCAGAAGGUUUCCAGCCGGGGAACCCCCCUUGUGUUUCCACUGCAGGAAAAUGCAUGACACCUUUCUAAAUACUGAAGAAUCAGGGAGGCUUUCAUGAGGGUGAGGAUGGCCAAAUGGCCAUUGUGUUUGAGGUGUGGCAUUGACUGGGUUAAAGUAAUGCUUUUGUUUCACUGGGGCCUGACCACUCAGAACUUAACUCAAGACACAGAUGGUGAAGCUAAAGUGUUUCUAAGACAAAUGCAGACAUAUUUCCACUUUUUCACAUAGUAGUACGCUGUUUCAGAGUUAAACAAAAUAAUAGCAUGCUUUAAUGGUCUCUCACUUCAUCCUCCUGCAGCAUCUGAACAUAGUGGGGCAGAUAAGGGGCUUCAUCUCUAUGUUGUAGUACCAGUCUAGUUGGCUCAAGAAACAUCAAGUUGGGAUGACAAAAGACAGCGAAGAAAAGAAACUGAAAUCAGAAUCCCAGUGGUGCCAGCCACUGGUGUUACACCAGACAAUGGAGCCUCUGGCUCUGAAGACACGAUUGCAUCCUCCUGUCACAAUCCUGAUUAUUUGUGUUGCUCCUAGACUGAAGAUUAGGAAGCGUGUCCAUAGGCUGGGGCAUUAGCUCAGUGGGAGAGUGCUAGAGUGCUUGCUUACAGCAUACAAGACCCUGGCUUCUAUCCCCAGCAUUGCAAAAGGAGGGGGGAGGGUAGUUGUUUCCAAGAGUAUUUCAAUAUGGGGAAAAGAAAUCUAGUUCCUUCUCUGGGAAUCUCUAUAAAAAAGUGACUGAAAUGUUUAAAACCAAAGGCAAAUCAAGUUCUGUUCUUUUUUAAUUAAACUGAGGACAGGUGGUACUGAGAAACUGCUGCUGAUAUAUACCACUGCCACACUCACUUGACUUUUGAGGGUACUGUGUGAGCCCACUGCCUGGAAGGGAACUGAUAAGGACUGAAGUGUAUCUACCACAGGGUUUGAGAUAACAUGGAUGUUGCUAUUAUCUAGGGAACAGAAGGCAGGAAGAAACAGAAAAGGCCAUAAACUAUGGUUAGAGGAAAGAGAUUUUAAUGUACAAAAAAAUAAUAACCUGCAAAGAAAUGAAAAGAUAAAUGCCCCACUUCUGAAUUUUUGAACCUUUUCUUCCAUCCUGACUUUGUUUACUCUCUUCGGGAAUUAUGAUUGAUAUAUUCAGCUUUGUUCAGAAAGAUAGGAUCAUGUCUGGAUAAAGUGUAAAGUAGAAGGUAAAGCAGGAGGAGGUUUAGUCACAUCCAUUGUGCAAACUGGAGAAGUUCUGGAUACAGUAUGAGGCACCCUUUACUGUGGCGAAGGAACUGCCCCAAGGUUGUCCAAGUCAGAGCUUCUCCAGAAGGUACUCCAAAACCUCACAUCUUCUCAGUUACAGAGCUCAAAAGCAGUCCUAUUUAAAAAGUGUUGCUUUAACCAACUGGCUUUUUCUUCAUGGAAUGCCUUUUCCUCCAAUCCUAGGUGAAAAUCUGCUUCUUUGUCUAAAAGUUCUUUUUAUGGCAGUGAAGCAGCACCAGCAUCAUAUACAGUAGUGAGCAGCUGAUGAAAAUGUUACUCUUGAUUGUUUCUUUUUUUAAAUAAAUGAGUAUACAUAUAUUUCUGAAGUAUGAAUUUUUGAAAAAGUUUUGGGAACCAGACGACAGGAGACCUGAGGUGCUUGUAGCAUUUUCUGGGGACUUGUCUAGGUGUAGUAUUCUGCUUGCUGUCUAUAGUUUUCAGCUGAGUCUGCACUAUAAUCUGGGUGACCACCUACUGGGGCUCCAGUAGGAACAGGCACUUCUUGAUCUUGCCUCCUGUAAUAUUUCUCCCAAGCCUAUGAAUAAUCUUGUGUCUGCUCUUGUUGACCAUUGUUACCUUGUCCAUUAGUGUACAUUGUAGUUGGUGCAACUGCAGGAGCUGCAGGCAGAGGCUGCACCUGUUGUUAGUAAUAGUGAGCAUAAUAAGCAGCCCAAGCUGCUGACUUUGGAUCUGUUCCUGCCUUAGCCUGGCACAUCAACUCACACUAGGAUUAAGUGCAUUAUCUCCCACUAAGGCUAGACAAGGCAGCCAAAGGCAGGUGAUCCAAAGGCAGACCACAGAGUCAGAGACAGCCCCUGCUCCUACUGUUAGGGGACUCACAUGAAGAACAAACUACAUAUCUGCUCCAUAUGGGUAGGAGGCUAGGUCCUGGCCAUGCAUGCUCUUUGGUUGGUGGUUCAAUCUCUGUGAUCCCCUAUGGGCCCAGGUUGGUUUACUCAGUAGGUCUUCUUUUGGUGUCCUUGACCCAUCCAGGCUCUCUCAAUCCUUCCUCCCACUCUUUCACAAGAUUCCCAGAGCUGGGCCUAUCGUUUGACUGUGGGUCUCUGUAUCUGUUUCCAUCAGCUGCUGGGUGAAGUCUCUCUGAAGACAGCUAUGCUAGGCUUCUGUCUGCAAGCAUAGCAGAGUGUCACUAAUAGUGUUGGUUCUCUCCCAUGGAAUGGGUCUCCAGUUGGGGAAGCCAUUGGUUGGCCAUAAGCUCAAUCUCUGCUCCAUCUUUAUCCUUACACUUCUUGGAGGCAGGAAAAAAUUUGGGUCAAUGGUUUUGUGCGUGGGUUGGUGCCUCCCUCCCUCUACUGGAAGUCUCACUUGGUUACUAGAGAUGGCCACUUCUGGCUCCAUAUCCCCCCCUGCUAGAAGUCUCAGAUAGAGGCAUGCCCAUCCCAGAAAUGUCCCUCAAAUGAUUUCUGUUCUUUCUCCCAGUCCUCCCUCUUUCAUCUACUUCAAAUAUCUAUUCUAUUUUCCCUUCUGAGUGAGAUUUAUUCAUCUUCUUUUGUUACUUAGCUUCUUUGGGUCUGUGGAUUAUGGCAUGGUUAUCCUAUACUAUAUAAAUAAUACCCACUUAUAAGUGAACACAUACUGUAUGUCUUUCUGGGUCUGUGUUACCUCACUCAGGAUGAUCUCUAGUUCUAUCCAUUUGCCUGAAAAUGUCAUGAUUUCCUUGUUUUUAAUUGCUGAGAAGUAUUCCAUUGUGUAAAUGUACCACAAUUUUUGUAUCCAUUCCUCAGUUGAGGGACAUCUAGGUUGUUUCCAGCUUCUGGCUAUUAUGAAUAAAGCUGCUGUGAACAUGGUUGAGCAAAUGUCCUUGCAGUAUGGUGAGCAUCCUUUGGGUAUAUACCCAGAAGUUAUAUAGCUGGGUCUUGAGGUAGAGCUAUUCCCAGUUUUCUAAGAAACCACCAAAUUGAUUUCCAAAAUGGUUGUACAAGUUUACACUCCCACCAGAUGAAUCUGUAACUCCAGCUUCUUGAGUUUCUUGAAUGUUCAUAGUCUUGUCACAAGAUUACAUCUUCAUCAUUCAGAUUGGAAUAUUCUAGAUCAGGCAUUCUGAACUCAGACUGCGUAUUAAUUCUGUCUGGCCAGUUUAAAAUUCCAAGCUAGAGGAUUUGGCUAAGCUAUAGAGCACUUUCUAGCAUGUCAAGGCUCUGGGUUCUAUUCCAAGCACUAAAAUAAAAAUGCCAGUGAAAGUAUAUAGUACCCUCGAGAUUUGGAUUCCAGGGUGGGGCCUGGCCUGUGUGGUUUGCUUGGGAACUUCCAUGAUUCCUCCUGUGCAGAAGGGGAGACAGACUUUUCAAUAAAGCAUCCAAGGAACCCUGUUUGGAAGCUUAGUUAAAGGAAUGGCCUACUAAGUUAAGUGUUCAUUUAUUUGUAAUUGUUAGUGACAAAAAAAAAAAAAAAAAAAAAAAAAAAAAACAGAUUGCUAAUGCAGACUAGGCCACUAUAAAACUUUUGUGCUCAUUUUGCAGAAUUCAAGGUUGUGUUCCAUAUGAAAAUAAAGAGACUUGGAGAGAGAAGAGUAACUUGAGAUUUGCAAAGAGGAGUUUCAAACUUGUCAUCUUCAUUCCAGCUUCUGGGAGGGGAAGGGAGGUUUGGUCUUUGUGCUGCUGAGUGGUCAUACACAAAGGAUUCUUGGAAGCUGUCAUUUCAAUUCAUUGUGGAAUUAAAUUAGUAGUCCCUUUUUUGUGAUCAAACUCUUGUCUUGUUAGUCCCCAUGUCUUAUUCCACAGAAUAAAGUUGGCCCCAUUUACUGCCAGCAACCUGGGGGUGGGGAUGGUCAUUCUAUUGUCACAUAUUGGCAGUGGUAUAGCUCUAACAGAGAGAACAUAAAAAACUCAUUUCAUAAUGCUUCUGUGGGAACUACCUGGAAAGCCUAAGCUUUCCUACAGAAGGAAUUCUGGCACUUAAAGGUUGAGUGUUUCUUCCUAGCAACACCAUAGAAAGAGCAUACCUAGUCCCAUCAUCCAGGGCACUUUCCUAGAGUGACCAUGAUGCCUGGAGCCAAACAAAUCACACUGUAUCAAAUGUCUCAUCAAGCAACAGCAAGGAACACCCUGGGUUGGAGCUCCUAGACCUCUUGUGGUUUCAUAUACAAAUAAGAUUUCUUUGGAGGAAAAAAGAAAAGAAAAGUUAGCUAUAUGUGAGCAGUUCCAUCCAGGGCAAAGGUCUGCUUUACAAUGCUCCUUCCCAACCUCUCCCUUGCCCUGUGUCCAGUGGAAGUGAAUGUAAUCAUGUCAUACAUUGCAUGUGAACCAUUGGUUCCCAGAUGCAGGAACACCACUGAGAUCACAAGACAGCUGAGCAACUCACCAGAGGUGCAGACCAUCCUCUUGUACCUGUCUUGUUCCCAGUAUGAGUUUUAAGAGAACUAAAAGUAACCAAGAGCUGACAGUAUCAUCUAUCUAAAAUGUCAUCUGCAGGGAGGGCUGCUGGGGUGGCAGCUUGCUGAGCUGACAGAUAUAGAUGAGCACUUGGACACUCAACAGUGUCACAGCUGCCUUUUGAUGUUGACUCUUCAGUUGGAACAGGCCCUCCUCUGUGUGUUGAGUUCGAGCUCUGUUGUUUUUAAGUGAGAGUCUGGCUUUCUAGCAUCAGCUACUGUGUUCUGAUGCAGUAAGUUGAAUGAAUCUAGUUGCCAAGAGUUUACUCUAGAAACAACACAUCUGAAUGCUGCCUUUACCUCUUGGAUACCUAAAAUGCUUCCCUUUUGCCCCCCAGUUUUAAAACCUACUUUGAAUAGUCCAGAGAAGUAUCAUAAGAAUGAGUGUGCUAAUGUCAAACCAUAAAAUCAUUCUUUGACAAUUCUUCUUUUUGUUUGUUUUGUUUUGUUUCUUUCUGGGCUUAACUUAUUUCAUUUUUUUUAAUUCUUUAUUAAUUUCACUUUGUAUCCCCCCUGUGGUUCCUUCCCAAUCCCUCCCUUUCUCCACCCUCUCUUUGACAAUUCUUUUAAAACAGGACCUAAAAACCUGUUUCCCACUUGCAGUUUUCAUAGACAGUUGUCAGAUUAGCAGAUACAUCUUCUCACCAAAUUGUAAAGUGCAAAAGUAAACUUUCUUAUGUUCAUUUUCUUUUCCUAAGCAGGGUAUGCUAUAACCAUGACACAUUUGGAAAACAUGAGCAGCCAGGUUUUAGCCACCCAAGCCCUGGGGAGCAUUACAAGGAGGGUCUGUCUGCUGUGUUGCUUUUUGAGAAGGCCCGAAGUGAAUAUGAGGGGAUACAGCACAAGGCAUCUUCUUCUUACAGCACCAUUAGAAGAACACAAGAGAAUCCUUACAUGUCCCAGUCUACCUUCAACUCUUGCCCAGUGGAAAUUUGCCUGGGCCUGUAUAUGCUGAAGAAACUGAAACCAAAAAGAAAGCAGUGACUAGCAUGAAGCACUGAAGGUUUGUUAUUGCAAGCACUUUCAGAAAGUGACCAUCCUAGUGUUCCUGGAUAGUUAGUUACCUGCAUGGGCAUCUGGGGGCUGUCUGUAUAACUCUACUUGCAGGCCUUUUUAUAGAGAGCUGACAUAGUAUAUUUGGGGAGUAUUUUAUAGAAAAUGAUAUCAAAGUAUGUUUUAACUGAAAAUUGAAGAACUGGAAUUACCUGCAGCCUUUAUGUACACUUGCAGCAGGAACCUUGCAGUGUGCUCUGUGAUUUCCACCACUCUCCUUUCACUCAAUGGUUGCCUUUAUGUAGCUGUGUAGAUUUCUAUGAUAAAGCUAGCCUUGUGUUUUCCUGUCCUUUACUGAUAUUUAACAUGUUUUUCUUUAAGCUUUUUUUUUUUUUACAAGAUUCAAAAUAAAAAGAUUAACUGGCUGA
Messenger RNA from Meriones unguiculatus (Mongolian gerbil), 8479 nucleotides. It is a transcript of the gene Slc9a7, whose product is annotated as solute carrier family 9 member A7. Gene Ontology annotation, cellular component: membrane; recycling endosome. The transcript has 17 exons. Gene Ontology annotation, biological process: proton transmembrane transport; sodium ion transport; regulation of pH. Bases 260 to 2443 code for a protein of 727 amino acids. The record is from RefSeq and is a predicted model, not a curated record. Gene Ontology annotation, molecular function: sodium:proton antiporter activity. Lineage: Eukaryota; Metazoa; Chordata; Mammalia; Rodentia; Muridae.